Messenger RNA from Heteronotia binoei (common prickly gecko), 4233 nucleotides. It is a transcript of the gene CCNT2, whose product is annotated as cyclin T2. Gene Ontology annotation, biological process: positive regulation of DNA-templated transcription, elongation; regulation of transcription by RNA polymerase II. The transcript has 10 exons. The coding region runs from base 1 to 1992 and encodes 663 amino acids. NCBI's taxonomy places the organism in Eukaryota, Metazoa, Chordata, Lepidosauria, Squamata, Gekkonidae. Gene Ontology annotation, molecular function: cyclin-dependent protein serine/threonine kinase activator activity. The record is from RefSeq and is a predicted model, not a curated record. Gene Ontology annotation, cellular component: nucleus; cyclin/CDK positive transcription elongation factor complex.
AUGGCGGCCGCUGCGGCGGGCUCGCGCGGGGCUGGCGGGGGCGGCUCGCGCUGGUUCUUCAGCCGGGAGCAGCUGGACAGCACGCCGUCGCGGCGCUGCGGCGUCGAGGCCGACAAGGAGCUCUCGUACCGGCAGCAGGCUGCCAACCUGAUCCAGGACAUGGGCCAGCGGCUCAACGUAUCACAACUUACAAUAAAUACUGCAAUUGUUUACAUGCACAGAUUUUAUAUGCAUCAUUCCUUCACAAAAUUUAAUAGAAAUAUUAUAUCUCCUACUGCAUUGUUUUUGGCUGCAAAAGUAGAAGAACAGCCACGGAAACUUGAACAUGUUAUCAAAGUAGCGCAUGCUUGCCUUCAUCAUCAAGAACCACAGCUGGAUACCAAGAGUGAUACAUACCUUCAACAGGCACAAGAGCUGGUUAUACUUGAAACAAUAAUGCUUCAAACUUUAGGUUUUGAGAUUACCAUUGAGCAUCCACACACAGAUGUUGUGAAAUGUACGCAGUUAGUGAGAGCAAGCAAGGAUUUGGCACAGACAUCCUAUUUCAUGGCUACCAACAGUCUUCAUCUUACUACAUUUUGUCUUCAGUACAAACCAACUGUGAUAGCAUGUGUGUGUAUACAUUUGGCGUGCAAGUGGUCCAAUUGGGAGAUUCCUGUAUCUACUGAUGGAAAGCAUUGGUGGGAAUAUGUAGAUCCUUCUGUUACUUUAGAAUUACUUGAUGAGCUAACACACGAGUUUCUUCAGAUAUUGGAGAAAACUCCCAGCAGGCUAAAGAGGAUUCGAAAUUGGAGGGCUAGUCAAGCUGCUAAAAAACCUAAAGGAGAUGGUCAAGCAUGUGAGAAUUCACUUCUUGGUUCAUCUUUGGUUCAGAAUUCCAUUUUGGCAGAUGCCGUUGCAUCUUCAAACUCAAGUUUCCAAAAACAGUUGGCACCUACAUUUCCAGCCCCAGUUCCUCUGAACUCAGGAAGCAUUUCUGUUCAAGAUGGUCAAGAAAAUCUGACAAUGAUGACGGCAGGAAUGCCAAGUACCUCAUACAGUUUGUCCACCCACCAAGAAUGGCCCCAGCACCAAGAACACACAAGGACAGAACAGAUAUAUUCUCAGAAACAGGAUAUUUCACUCCCUGGGGGUCAGUUCAACAUAAACUUUCAACCAAACACUUCACUGCAGUUACAUUCAGGAUUGCAUCAUCGACCUGACAAACACUCAGAGCAUUCUACUGCACAGAAACCAGGAAACAAACACCACGGACAACCUGCUGCUGCCGCCCCCGUAAUUAUUCCUCAGAAAAUGUCAUUGGAUAAAUACAGAGAGAAACGCAAGCUAGAAACACUGGAACUUGAUGUAAGAGAACACUACAUAGGCACAGAACCUCAGUGCAAAAAGCACAUACAGUCCCAAGCAGCAAGUAGCAGUUCUGCAAAUUCCCCUAUUAAAAUGAAAAUUCCUGUUACAAAUGCAGAGAAGCCAGACAAAAACAUGCCUGACAAAAAAGAAAAGGGUGGUUCACUGAAACUGAGGAUACCCAUUCCACCCUCAGAAAAGAAUCUCAGUAAAGAAGAUCUGAAAAUGAAAAUUAAAGUCUCUUCCUCAGAGAGACAUAGCUCAUCAGAUGAGGGCAGUGGGAAAAGCAAGCACUCAAGUCCUCAUGUUGGCAAGGACCACAAGGAAAGGCAUAAGGAAUAUUUUGCAAACCGCCAUCAUUGUAGUAGUCAUAAACAUUCUCAUUCUGCCAGUGGCAGCAGUAGUAGUGGUGGCAGUAAACAUAGUAGUGAUGGAUUGACGCCAGGUGUUCUGAGGAGUCCCAUUGGCUUGAGCAAUGAUGGAAAUUCUUCUAGUUCCGGAUCUUCAAGAAAGAAGCUGCACAGCAAUGAUGCUUCUCACAACCAUCACUCCAAAAUGAGCAAAAGUUCGAAAAGUUCAGGUGGGCUACGGACAUCUCAGCACCCUCGUGAAACUGGACAAGAACCCAGUGGAGAACGGCCCUGAUGCCAGUCACGAGUACAGUACAAACAGUCAGCAUAUGGACUACAAAGACACAUUCGACAUGCUGGAUUCACUGUUAAGUGCCCAAGGAAUGAAUAUGUAAUCAGUUGUUUAGACCCCUUUCCCCCAUUUUUAUUUAAGAAUUAUUAGAAUGGAAACCUUCCUAAUCUUGGAUGAGCAACCCCUGAGUUGCUGCUCCAGUUUAUAUAUAGACAUAUAUAUAUAUAUACACACACACAUAUACAUACAUACAUACAUAUAUAUAUGUAUGUAUAUAUAUAUAUAUAUGUAUGUAUGUAUGUAUGUAUGUGCUGCUCUGAAAAGAAGAGGUGUAGUAAAAUGAGCCGGUCUUCACGUAUAAUAGUAUUAUAAAUACUGUAAAGACAUGGAAGAUGCACAGAUUUAUUUCUGCAACCACAAUUAAGAACCGCAAAUUUGAUGGCUGUUCCUAGCUGCAUCAAAUGUUUGUGCAUUGAUUAUUUAUAACAGAAUAUGCCAGCUACAACUUGUUGCUUGGUUUGUGAAUGAGUGUAUUUUUUGUGUAUUUAUACUGUAUGUAUGAUUUGCAUGUUUCAAAGAAGGGAUAUGUAAAAUAUACUGACAAUGUUUACAACAAACGUGGAGAGAAGUGUACAUACAUUUUUGUAUGUUUAGAUAUACCAUUAAUACUCAGGAUUGGAGCUGCUUGUAAGUAUAACCGAUAUACAGAACAUUUAUGUCAGAAUCCAUAAGUAAUACAAACAAAAGUGGCACUUCUUGUUAAACUGUAGGCCUUAUUGGAAGCCACUUCCCAAGAGCACUUCACAGAAUGGGGAUUGUGUGCUGGCUGUUGCCAGCAAAUGGCACAGCAUCCCAGCUGAGGCAAUGUGAAAACUGCUCAGGCCUCUGUUAGUGAUUUUCUUUAAGAAAACUCAGUUUACUGCUGGGCGUCCUUAACUUUCAGAAGGGGAAAAAGAAAAUAAAGUUUAUAUAGUCUUUUUGAUGUGAAAGUGCAUUUAAAUGUUUGGCUUGGUGCAGUAAUAGAGACACAAAGCUGUUAAUAAUGGUUAUAUAGAUUAACAUGAUUUAAGAACUGAAAUACGUAAACUUAUAUAGUGAAAUUAGUUAAGUUUUUCUUUUUAAACUUAAGUUAUUAAUGGACAGGGAUCACUGUUUUUCAUUAGCAUGUCAUACUGACAGCCACGUUUUGAAUUCCAAAAAAGUGUGUGUGACGUGAGUGAAAUGCCAUAUUUCUUUUACAGGUGGAAUACUAUAUAUUUGCAAUAAAUAAAUACAAAUGUUGGUAUCCCAACUUCUCCCUUAUACUUAGACAAUAAAAUAACCAUCACGUAUGCUACGUGAAUUGUACUUGUGAUUGUAGUUAUCAAAACUGGAGGGGUUUUUUUCCGGCUCUGAAUAAUCACUCUCCAAUUAAACCACUAAGUAUACAUUUUAAUGGCUGUGUCAUCUUACUGUUUUGCAGGCACCUGCCCCUAUGACCAUUAUGAAUGUUGAUGGGUUUCUGUUAAAGGCCAAUGUUCCUCUUUUACUAGCUUGACCCUAAAUGCAUGGAAGUUACCUCAGCAAAAAUUCAGUAUUGUAGCAAGUGUUACAUACUGGGUAUUUAAUGUACAGAUUAUAAUAAGUUGUCCUCCCUGUCUGAGAGGGAGCCACUACUUAAAUGUGUUCUUGCACAGCUUGUGUUCUAACUUGAUUACAAACAUUUCAGAAGUGUGUCUGUUUUAGGCCUUUUAGGUACACAAAAGUGCUUUAAAAUCAAAAUGGGGUAAGCAUGUAUCCAGUUUGUGGUUACAGUAUGCUGUGACUACUUAUGCAUCAAUUACUAUGUAAUAUUUAGUUGCCAGUAAUACAAAACUUUGUACUACUUGAAUAUGCUUAUUUGAACUUUGGGUAUGUUUUUUAACACUUCAUGAACAUGGAUAAUAUGAAUAAUGUUGUCUUCAGAUUUUAAUCUACUCCUUUGCCCUUUAAUCUGCCUCAUCCAAAACUGUUAAUUCUUUACCCUUGUAACUCUACAUUGAAAGAAUAUUUCUUAAACCCUGUAUUGUGAAAUUUAGUCCUGCAUUGUUGCAUAUUUUUUAGCCUUUUUUACACUCCUUUCUACCUCAUCUGUGCUUUUAAAUCUGAGGGCAGGGAUUUCAUACAGUGUAAGCAAAAAUUAAAAUGUCUUAAACUACAAUGCCCAGUAGGAAGAAGAGAACCAGUAAAUGUUUACUUCAAAUAAAAUUGAUUUACAAAGCCUCA